This is a messenger RNA of Anisakis simplex (herring worm), 483 nucleotides long. The record is from the annotation of a GenBank genome assembly. NCBI's taxonomy places the organism in Eukaryota, Metazoa, Nematoda, Chromadorea, Rhabditida, Anisakidae.
AUGCAAUUAAUCCACUCAAUAACAUUCACUCGUUCAGAUAUCUCAAUCUUUCAUCAAAUGCCAACAAAAUCUAUAUAUCCAGCAUAUUGUCACGUAUUUCAUUCGUACUUUCAGAGUCCGAACGAAGCCUUCUUGAGUUGUUGUAUGGAUCGACAGCUACCGGAUGCGUGCCUUCAAAAGUGCAAUUUUCAUUCGUAUACGAAGCAGGCGUUGACAGCAAUGUUCUUCAAGCAAGAUACAUGUCCUCUGGAGGCAAUGAGAGAGAUGCAGUAUUGUGCAGCACAAGGCCGUGACCAUCGUGAGUGUUGUAUUCGCAAUGGUGUGACCAACACUAUUGCUGGAGAUAAGUGCUUGGUCUUCUGCGAUCAACGUCCCGGUAUCGUCACUCAGCUGGACAUCACGUAUUUAGCGUGUUUCGAUCGGUUCGAAAACAUGAAGACUUGUUUCUGGGAUGAUAUCGAGCGAACCCAACGACGUAAAUGA